This is a messenger RNA of Paraphaeosphaeria sporulosa, 884 nucleotides long. RefSeq lists its product as uncharacterized. Lineage: Eukaryota; Fungi; Ascomycota; Dothideomycetes; Pleosporales; Didymosphaeriaceae. The transcript has a single exon. The record is from RefSeq and is a predicted model, not a curated record. The coding region runs from base 250 to 726 and encodes 158 amino acids.
CGGCAGGACCCUGUCAGUCCACCAGUGUAAUCCUCGAGCUCUCUACUAACAGUCAGGAUUAGCCGAUGCGGUUGCUCUAAUUUCCCGUAUUUACUGACGUCGCUUCCACGUAGUGUGCAGAUGGGAAACUGAAAUUCCGAUGCCCUUCUGCGGGAAGCUGCAGCUGUUCCUGGUAAUUGUGAUGUCCCUGCAAACGCGCAGAGCGAAGCAAUUAGCAAACGUGUGCUGCUAGGGUGCGCCUCGUUUCACAUGGGAAUGCACACGUACAUGAAUUGCCGUACCGCAGCGCUGGUGCCCAAAGGCCAGGUUUACGCGGAUAUCAGGCAAGCGAGCUGGUCAGCGGCGUGCACACCAAAACAGUCUGGAGACAGGACUGGAGUGGCAGCAGCCAGCGAGUGGCGGCAAUCAAAAGUGAAAAGCUCACAUACCGAAAUGAGGCAAGCUUCGAGUAUUGCUCGGAGGAAGCCGGGGGCGCAAUACCCGAUUCGGCAACGGAUGCUAGGGCGGUUGCUGUUUCGCGCGCUGUCCGCUUCAAAGCCACUCGGUUGGCGUGCGUUCACGCUCGAUGUGCGUAAUGCGAUGCGUUCUGGAUUGAUGCAGAAGACACGACGGAGAAGGUGGUGUGAGAAUAAAGGGCGUUUCCAGAGCCAGUACGCGCAAAAAUCGGCCGACCCUACUCCCCACAGUCUUUUGCCUGCCCAGCCCACCAACCAGCCUGUGAUAUAACAUCAUGAGAGAAAUUGAGGGGCGUCGCGGGGUAGUGUGGACGGCGAACGUGGUUCCAUUCGAAAUACCUACACUCGGGCUGCUCAAACCCACACUUGUUGGGCAUGACUGCACAGCCCAGCGCCAUUUUUCAAAUCAAUCGCCGCAUCUUCUGCGCG